Molecule: messenger RNA, 2859 nt
Organism: Bolinopsis microptera
Lineage: Eukaryota; Metazoa; Ctenophora; Tentaculata; Lobata; Bolinopsidae
Product: thioredoxin reductase 1, cytoplasmic-like
Exons: 14
Coding region: 36-1628 (530 amino acids)
Biological process (GO): cell redox homeostasis; cellular response to oxidative stress; glutathione metabolic process
Cellular component (GO): mitochondrion; cytosol
Molecular function (GO): glutathione-disulfide reductase (NADPH) activity; flavin adenine dinucleotide binding; thioredoxin-disulfide reductase (NADPH) activity
Source: RefSeq, a predicted model, not a curated record
GAUUUCAUAUUUUAGCUCAUGAAUUUCUGCUGUUCAUGAUUGCUAUAAGAGUUUAUAGAGCUACCUUGAAAACUGUUAGUUAUCUGAGCAUAACAGCAAAAGUCGGACGAUUUUAUUCAGCGGUCCCCGCCGACGACAUGCCACAGAUAGAGAGGUCACAUGACUACAACUUCGACCUGGCGGUCCUUGGUGGCGGUAGUGGGGGGCUUGCUUGUGCUAAGGAGGCCGCUAAACACGGCGCCAAGGUGGUAGUGUUUGAUUUCGUUCAGCCGACCGCCCAGAAGACCACUUGGGGUAUUGGAGGCACGUGUCUCAAUGUGGGCUGCAUUCCUAAGAAACUGAUGCACACCGCCAGUAUCUACGGUGAGCUAAUGGAAGACGCCCAGAACUACGGAUGGGACGUCACCAGGAACUCUCACGACUGGGGCAAGAUGGUGGGCAACAUUCAGAACCACAUAAAGGGUCAGAACUGGAAGAUACGAGUGGAUCUGCGGGAGAAGAAUGUGACGUAUUAUAAUGAGUACGCUACCUUUGUUGACAAGCACACUGUCAAGAGUGUGAACAAGAGGGGAGCAGAGAGGACAGUUACCGCGGACAAGUUCGUGCUAGCUAUGGGUGGGAGACCUAACUACCCUGACGUACCGGGAGCUUCAGAUUUCGCCAUCACCAGUGACGAUAUCUUCUCGUUGAAAUACCACCCGGGUAAGACGCUAUGUGUGGGGGCUAGCUACAUUUCUCUGGAAUGUGCCGGGUUUCUGAACGGUAUUGGAGUGGACACCACUGUACUCGUCAGAUCUAUUUUACUCAGAGGAUUUGAUAGCGAUUGCAGUGAGAAGAUAGGAGGUUACAUGGAACAGAGCGGAGUUAAGUUCAUCAGACCGGGUCUUCCUAAGAAGAUUGAGUGUAUUAAAGAAGCUACAGCGGACACAGCUCCAGAACUCAGAGUUACUUAUACCCACAAUGGAGAGGAGAAAUCAGACAUCUAUAAUACAGUAUUAUUCGCAAUAGGAAGAAAACCAUUAACAGAUAAAAUAAAUCCAGAAUCUAUAGGUCUUAAAUACGAUCCUAAUGGUAAAAUACCAGUUAAUGAAGAGGAAUUAACAAAUGUAGAUAAUGUAUACGCAAUAGGUGACCUACUAAACGCGCCGGAGUUGACGCCACUUGCCAUUCAGUCAGGGAGACUGUUAGCUAAGAGGCUAUAUGCUGGUUCUAAAAUAUUAACAGACUACGUGAACGUACCAACGACCGUGUUUACUCCACUGGAAUACGGUUCAGUGGGCCUAUCAGAAGACCAAGCUAUCGCCAAAUACGGGGAAGAUAACAUAGAGGUUUACCACACGCUCCACACGCCAACAGAACAAGUAGUGAGGGAACCCUCCGAACUAGACGGAUAUAACUACGCUAAACUAGUAGUUAACAUCGCGGACAACGAGUGCAUCUUGGGACUCCACUAUCUCGGACCAAACGCAGGUGAAAUAACAGGUGGGUUCGGACUGGGUCUGAUAAUGGGGGCUACUAAAACAGACUUCGACCGGCUAGUCGGCAUACACCCCACUUGUUCAGAGGUGUUCACGACGAUGAACAUCACCAAGCGAUCAGGCAAUUCAAUCGACGUAGAGGACUGCUGAUCUUAGAGAUGCUAUGGUAACACUGCGUUCUAAGUUCUUAGAGCGCAGUUACCAUAGCGACCACGGGACCUUGAACCUAGUUUAGGGUUCCGUGAAGAGUUAACUCGCUGAGAUCCUGGUUAUCGUGGUGAAAUCUCUCUGUUCACGGAAUAUACUGGAAUGUAAACAUGAUGUACUUCAUACUUGUAUAGUAUGUGUACGUGACUGUGUACUCCGUGUACAUUGUUAGUGGUUACCAUGGUAACUGGAUAAUGACGCUCCACGGCCAAUCUGACCUGUCAGAGCCUAGGAACUGAUGAUGGUUUUAGUUGAUGUUAUCUUGUUUUCGUUGGAGUGUAGACAUGGAAUAAGCUGCUUCACACAUUGAUCAGAAACUUUAUAAUGAUUAGAUAGUCGGUAGUACCAUGUAGCUCCGUGUAGCUCGAGAGUUUAGUAUUUCUGAUUUGUGUAACCUGUGAUUUGUCGGCUUUUUAUAAGGAGCAGUUUGUUCUUAGUUCAUAAUUUAUAUAGUAACUAAUGAUGAAGUUUUAUAGUCAAUUUUAAUUUGUUGAUUGGGGGUGACACUGUCCGAUUUGCCCAUCUACCAGGAAAAAAAUCAUAUGAGCUAGUAAUAGAAUGAAAACGUUAUUAUCAUUUCACCAAACAGCUUGUCUAUAAACUUGACUAGAAAAAAAAAACUUUUUUGGAGAAGGAUACAAUUUUUAAAACGGCCGGUGACACCCCCCUUUAUUCGUCUUUGAAGUAUUAUACAUAUUUAGAUGUAUAGUGAUGAAAUAGAGUUCACACGAUUUCUAGAACUUUCAAUUACUGAAUCUAAAGUGGAAAUUGUGAUCGGCAUAUAUUCUCCUGACCCCAAUAAAAACUGAUCAAACAUUAUUUAUUUUCGUCGGUGAGCCCUCCUUUUUGGGAGAGGUGAUAUCAGAAGGUCUCCUGUUUUAAGGACUAACUGUACUUACUUGCUUUAAUUGUUUUUAUCUUACGUACAUGUAAUAGUCCGGUAUUUUGGCUUCUUAUCAAGUUCACAAGAGUUCAUUGCUAUAAUUUUACAUUUUGGUGAUCUCGAGGAUUGAUAAAUUUGUGUCGAAAAAACGAUUUUAAACAUCUGUGGGACACAAAUUUCUUAGUCAAAUUGCACCGUUUUAGGAUCAAAGCAUUAAAUUCAUUUAUCGAAUGGUACAAUUGCAGAGUGUCCAAAGUUUACAUUCGAAUGAUCAAACAAUUUAGUUUACAA